CUAGAGAGUUGGGAGUCGAGAGUCGAGAGUCGGUUGGGUUGGGUUGGGUCGGCGGAUUGAGGCGAGUAGUGAGUAGCGAGCGAGGAUGAUGAUGCCUUGUUGUGCGUACCUGAGUUCAUCAUCGUCAUCAGUGGUACUUCUACUAGGUCAUCAUAAUACCAGUUUCAGCUCCAGAGUUGAUCAUUAUCGACAACAACAGCUACUGAUCAAAACCAGAAGCCCUUGCAGGGGUCAUCGUAAUGCUAGCGUUGUCUGCAGUAGCAAUUAUCAACAACUACUCGCCGACGUUGCUCCUUCUACUUCUGCACUCUACGGCCUACUGCUCUCCUCCGGUGGUCUCUAUGCCUUCACUAAAUCUGGAAGCAAAGGGUCUCUUUUCGGAGGCCUUACAGGAGGAGCUCUGAUGGCAGCUGUUUACAUUCUUAUGCAAUCACCAGAGAGUAGAUCCAUUGGGGAUGCGUUGGGGUUUGGGUCGGCAUUUCUCUUCUCAUCUGUAUUUGGUAUACGGUUGGCUGCUACUCGAAAAUUGAUUCCUGCUGGCCCUCUUUUAGGUGUCUCCUUAUGUGCAUUGCUCAUCUUUGUCUCAGCUUAUCUACAAGAUGUAACUCCUCCUACCUAGCUAGUCCCAACAUUCGGCUAUGACAAACAUAUAUUAAUUAAGUAACCAAAGGUAGCUACAUGUUGGCAAAGCUACCUGAUAAGGAGGAUGGCAGAGGUCUUAGAGGAGCAACAAGGUAGCUACAGAGUACAGAAUGUGAGGUAGGACAUUAUUUAGAGUUGCUACGAAUAUAUCAAAACUACUAUUUUCAUAAACAAAAAGUCAAAUAGGCUAGGGAAAGGCCUCUGGAGGUGGACAUUUCAAUAACUGAAGAAUAAUCCUCAGCUAGAAAUAGGAUAAUCUAACCCCCAAGAGUUGUUUCACUAAGGUAGUUAUAGCAAUUGUUAUAGUUUUUUGGUCGUCUUUUUUUUUUUUU
Humulus lupulus (European hop) is the source of this 974-nucleotide messenger RNA. Its product is annotated as protein FATTY ACID EXPORT 4, chloroplastic. The transcript has 5 exons. The record is from RefSeq and is a predicted model, not a curated record. Bases 86 to 619 code for a protein of 177 amino acids. Lineage: Eukaryota; Viridiplantae; Streptophyta; Magnoliopsida; Rosales; Cannabaceae. Gene Ontology annotation, cellular component: membrane.